Molecule: messenger RNA, 617 nt
Organism: Zerene cesonia (dogface butterfly)
Lineage: Eukaryota; Metazoa; Arthropoda; Insecta; Lepidoptera; Pieridae
Product: inter-alpha-trypsin inhibitor-like
Exons: 4
Coding region: 1-540 (179 amino acids)
Molecular function (GO): serine-type endopeptidase inhibitor activity
Source: RefSeq, a predicted model, not a curated record
AUGAAUUUUGUUGAUCAACACGAUGGAGGUGUAAGACGAAAAGCGCAGAACGCAAAACGCAAAGCGCAGCAAAAUGCUCCUAGCAUUACGCCAACUCGACACAAAACCUGUUUUCUCCGGCCGGACACUGGGCCCUGUCGAGCUGAUAUCAUCCAAUGGUAUUAUGAUGUGAGACAAAGCAAAUGCUAUAGAUUCUUCUGGGGUGGUUGUCAAGGCAACGGCAAUCGUUUUGAAACACAGGAACAAUGCUAUGAACAUUGCUACUUGGAUAUUAAAGACAGCCAAGCGCAAAUCCCACAUUUCUGUUCGUUAACAUUUAAUUAUGGUGACUGUUUCGGGUAUUUCAAUCGUUGGGCUUGGGAUACAUUGAGCAAGACUUGCAAGCGCCAUCUCUAUUCAGGAUGCGGCGGUAAUCAGAACAACUUUCAAACACAUCAAGAGUGCAUAGAAACAUGUCUCAAACCACCUAACAACACAUUGAGUAGAAGUCAUUCCUUCACUACUUGUAUACCCGCGAUAAAUAUCCCUGAAGUCCAUUGACAUAAUAUGUGAAUCUAUUUAUAUGGUAUAAAUGGUUUAAGUGUCUAAUAAAGAAAUAAAGACAACAAUGUAUUUAA